Schizosaccharomyces cryophilus OY26 is the source of this 843-nucleotide messenger RNA. RefSeq lists its product as uncharacterized. The record is from RefSeq and is a predicted model, not a curated record. The coding region runs from base 200 to 448 and encodes 82 amino acids. NCBI's taxonomy places the organism in Eukaryota, Fungi, Ascomycota, Schizosaccharomycetes, Schizosaccharomycetales, Schizosaccharomycetaceae. The transcript has a single exon.
CGUAGUUAUUUCUUUUUUAUCAAUUGUUGUUGAGAAUUUGGAAUUCUUUUACUUAUAUAUUAAGAAUAAUAUUAACCCCGAUUGUUCUUUGUUCUUGUAGCAAUAAAGCAUAUCUCGUACUAUUCUCUUAAGCGCUUAAUACUACUUUUUGCGUGUAUCUAAAAAAAAACUAAAAUGGGACAGACCGGUUCGGCUUUAUAUGAACAACGUCGUGAGUGUCGCGCCUAUUAAGUACAGUACUAUGUCUAGAACACAAUUGCUAGACCUAUUACAAGUAAACAAUUAUUCAAGAAGACUUGGUGAUCGGUUUGAUAUCAUCGUGAACAGUGAUUUCGCUGGAAUCACUGCUGAUGAUGGUACAUCACCUAUUCACUUUAACACAAUAAAUCAUGUCCUUGAUGAAGUGAACGGCAGAGCGGGUUACCACGGAUCUUUUCAAUAUGGUUAAGGCUUCAUAUGAUCCAUAUAUAGGAGCUAAUUUCUAUGUAACUUCAAGUGAUCCAGAAAGUAAUGGCGAUUCGGCAUAAAGGCUACAUGGAAUAUCAGAGCUUUAAUAGACGCGCUUCCUCAUCACAAGAAUCGCACCGAAAGUAAGAUUAUCCCUAUUUAACGAAAGAACCUUAGGAAUGAUGUAGGAUUUCUACCAUGACAUUAAGAAACUUAUGAAUUUUUCAAAUGAUACUUAAAAAUUGAAAAACUAAAGACAUAUUUACAAGUUUACUUGAAUCGAAACGAGUAAACAAGUCAUUAAUAUACGAGUGCUGAAAGAGUAGUUUUUGAUAGUCCAAGUUAAAAAGAUCUAGCUGGUUGAACUAAUUAAUUUGUUUCACCAAUUCAAUAACC